Messenger RNA from Girardinichthys multiradiatus, 2778 nucleotides. Its product is annotated as nuclear receptor subfamily 1 group D member 1-like. The transcript has 8 exons. The record is from RefSeq and is a predicted model, not a curated record. The coding region runs from base 184 to 2019 and encodes 611 amino acids. Lineage: Eukaryota; Metazoa; Chordata; Actinopteri; Cyprinodontiformes; Goodeidae. Gene Ontology annotation, molecular function: RNA polymerase II cis-regulatory region sequence-specific DNA binding; zinc ion binding; nuclear receptor activity. Gene Ontology annotation, biological process: cell differentiation; negative regulation of transcription by RNA polymerase II; positive regulation of transcription by RNA polymerase II.
UGCCGCGUGAUGAUGGUUUGAAGUGAGAGCAGCAGCCGCAGAGAGACCGAGAAACGCAGCAGAACCAGACUCUUCCUGCGGAGGUUCUUCGCUUUAACUUCUCUCUGGGAUGUUCACGCGGCGGCAGCUGUGCGGGACUAGUACCGAGCGCGCGUGUGCGUGACUGGACUCUGGUUCGGCUUGAUGGACACAAACAACAACAACUCAGCAGGAGGUGUGAUCUCCUAUGUGGGUUCAUGUGGAGGCUCUCCUUCCAGAGCAAGUCCAGACUCCAUGUACAGCGAGAACUUCAACCCCUGCUUCUCCUCCUCCUCUUCUUUGUUACCCUCCUUCCUCAGCAGCAGCUCCAGUUCAGGCUCUGCAGGAGACGACGGCUCGUCCUCCACCUCCUCCUCUUCAGCAGGAGGUUCUCCUCAAGGCCGAGACGAUGGCAGCGAUGGCACCAGCAUCUCUCAGAGAGCUUCGUCCAGGAAGUCUGUGGCCAGUUUGAACAAGCUGAAUGGCAUGGUGCUGCUCUGCAAGGUCUGCGGGGACGUGGCCUCUGGUUUCCAUUAUGGAGUGCACGCCUGUGAAGGAUGCAAGGGCUUCUUCCGCCGCAGCAUCCAGCAAAACAUCCAGUAUAAGAAGUGUCUGAAGAGUGAGAGCUGCACCAUCAUGAGGACCAACAGGAACCGCUGCCAGCAGUGCCGCUUUAAGAAGUGCCUUUCUGUGGGCAUGAGCCGAGACGCUGUUCGUUUUGGCCGGAUCCCGAAGCGGGAGAAGCAGAGGAUGCUGGCUGAGAUGCAGAGCGCCAUGAACAACAUGGUUAACAACCAGCUGCAGAACGACUUUCAACUCGCCAGUCUGUCCUCUUCCUCAUCGUCCUCCACACCCUUUCCAUGUCCGGGUGUGACCAUCGCUCCACAACCCCAGCCGUCGGUCCUCCCAGUCGCUCCUUCUUCCCUCUCACCUGCACCACCUGCCUCUUCCUCCCAUCCAUCUCCUCCUCCUCUCUCUUGUCGGAGCACCUCCUCUUCCUCUCCACCCCCCAGCCCUGGGACUGACUCCACCAUUAAUGCCAUUGCCCGCGCUCACCGUGAAACCUUCCUUUACGCACAAGACAAGCUGACCAAUCCCCAUGUUCCACCGCAGCAGCAGAGUAACAACGCCCACCACGAUGAUGGGGAGGCGGAGCUUUGGUCUAACCGCUGUCAUAAUCGCUUCGAUUCGAAUGGCUACAGCAAAAACAACAAUAAUAAUGAAAAGAACGCCAACAAGGACUGCUACCUGCUGCAGGAUCACAGCACCAUAAAUCACCAUAGCAACAGGGGGUGGCGUUUGCCACACAGUUAUCUGAAUGGAGGAGAGAGUCAUGCGACUCAGAGGCCUACCUGUCCAUUGAAGAAUUGUUCUGGAAUUGUUCUGGCUUGUCCAAUGAACAUGCAGCCUCAUGCAGACCCUUUAAAGACCUCCCAGGAGAUCUGGGAGGACUUCUCGCUGUCCUUCACCCCCGCCGUCAGGGAGGUGGUGGAGUUCGCCAAACAUAUCCCAGGAUUCAGUGCUCUGUCCCAGAACGACCAGGUCACCCUGCUGAAAGCUGGCACCUUCGAGGUACUGAUGGUGCGAUUCUCGUCAUUGUUCAACAUGAUAGAACAGACUGUGACUUUUGUCUCUGGCACCACCUAUUCCUUGGAGGAGCUUCAAGCAAUGGGGAUGAAUGACUUGUUGGCAGCCAUGUUUGACUUCAGCCAAAAACUGGCCUCACUGAAGCUGAACGCUGAGGAGCUGGGACUGUUCACUGCCGUGGUUCUGGUAUCUGCAGAUCGCUCCGGGAUCGAGAACCUGUCAUCUGUGGAACAUCUUCAGGAGAACCUGAUUCGAGCGUUUCGCUGUUUGGUUAACAAGUCGACCGGGCCUAACAGCGACCAUCCCAACAUGGACUCACCGCGGUUCACCAAACUGCUGCUGCGCCUACCCGACCUGCGGACACUUAACAACAUGCACUCAGAGAAGCUGCUGUCCUUUCGCAUUGACCCCUGAUGACCUCACAUAUCACAUCACUGUAACAAAGGCAUGCUCCCCGCCAAAAUAAGAGUCUGCUUACACAGCUGCUCUUCAGGGGAAAUAACUCUUGAGAGAUUUGCACUCUGACACAUUCCCACUUCCUGAUGGAAUCUUCAUCAUCCCUGAUGGUUCUCUGGGUUAAACCUCCAGAUAUCCUCUUGGAAAACCAGGAUACAUGGAGACAGGAGCAGCUGGAACAGCAUAACAGCACAAUCCUGAGCUUUCCAAAACUGUCUUGUUUGUUCGCAGGAACUUGACUGCAGAUUUGGCAAACAGAACACAGAUCCAGAUGCUCACCUCACGCCUCAAACAUCUUCAUCUGAGUACACAGAUAUAGUAUUAGAUCUGAAUCACCAGAUCUGGAACCAGGUUUGUCCCUCUGAAUAUUUAUGAGCUCUACAGAUCCAGAGUCUGACUGGAUUGUAACUUCCAGCACAAAGCUCUUCAGGACAAAUGUCCAGCUCUUCCUGACAGUCUCUGAGGCAAUGGAGAAAAGAGGCAGCUGUGACAGACAGCUUUAUGGACCAAUGAGACGGCGGGAUGCUGAGGAACACCUCAGCUGAACCUCCGCCUAGAACCUGUAAAUACUCCAAGCAUCCAGUUGUUGCUUGUCUGCCUCUGAGUUAUACUGAUAUUAUAAGAGUUGCGCACAAAGUGUCUGUCUCAAGAAAAUCUUCCUAUGUCUGUAUUUUAGUCUGACCAUUUAUGUAAUAAUAUAAAUUCUCACUGAAGAUA